Molecule: messenger RNA, 683 nt
Organism: Schizophyllum commune H4-8
Lineage: Eukaryota; Fungi; Basidiomycota; Agaricomycetes; Agaricales; Schizophyllaceae
Exons: 4
Coding region: 48-512 (154 amino acids)
Biological process (GO): microtubule-based movement
Cellular component (GO): cytoplasmic dynein complex; cytoplasm
Molecular function (GO): dynein intermediate chain binding
Source: RefSeq, a predicted model, not a curated record
UGAAUUCGCUCUCUCGCGCGAUCACACGCGCCCGCGUCUGUACCAAUAUGUCCGCGUCCAUAGGCAUGCGCUCCCCGCCGCCGCUCUCCCCGUCCCCGCGCCUCGGCAGCUCGCAGUCGUCGCCCAGGCUGCCUGGCUUGUCUCUGUCCUCGCGCCAGAGCAACGCGUCGCCGAUCCCGCGGCCGCAGUUUGACGCGGAGCUGCUGAAGGCGUAUAUGAAGAAGCUGCUGGCGACGACCUUGCUGAAUGCGGCGUGGCCAGAGGCGAAGGAUAGGGAUCGGGUGAAGGCGUGGAUGAAGGAGAUUGGGGAGCGGGUAAAGGAGCGGAUGGUUGAGAUCCAAGGGAAGGGCUUCAAGUACGUCGUCUUGACGCAGAUCAACGAGAACCUGGGGCAAGGGGGAAGAGCCGACCUAGUGUGCCACUGGGAAGACUCAGACAUCGUUGCACAAGAGGUCUUCACAAAUCACUCGUUGAUAUGCAUAUGUAUCGCGUUUGCUAUACGGACAAGCUGAACCUCUGCCAACUGAACCCCCACGAUCUGCGCCGGCGCUUACCGCCCCCUCUCCAUGUUACGUGCGUUGUAUAUUAGAGGAGCACCCUGGAUGAACCGAUACCCUGGACCUUAGCUAACCCCUGCUUUAAUACGAUCCGUUGAAGGCACACCAGACGUUUCUUCCUCCCUC